AUGAAACAUUUACUAUUUGCUGUGCCCUGUGAGACAAUUCAAAAGCUUUUGUAUCUAACUUAUGCAGCUGUAGCAAUUAUAUGAGCAUCGUUUGAUGGAAGUAUUGGCGAUGAUGGAGUAACAGUUUUAAACAGCAUUGAACUGGGCUUGCUAAUUCUUAUUAUUGCUGUAGUUUUUAUACAAUAAUAAAAUGGCAUUCGGUUCGAGAGAAAUUAGCUUUGCUAAUUUUCUCUCCCUCAUGGAAUUUUAUUAUUAGGGUUAGGUUUUCACUCGCGAACUUCUGGACAGCAAUAGCGGUUUAACUUUGGGGAUAACCAAAGGAACCACUCCUCAGUCCACUCAAGAUCUCGGGCUUUUACCUCUCAGCGCAUCCCCACGGGAGGAUGACCCUUAGGCGGAACACGCGCAGGAGCUGAGUCGAGCGACAAGGGCGACGGCAACGCGCCGGGUGAGACGUGCAGCAAGGCCGGUGAAGCAGGAGUUGAUAGAAGGCUUGGACGGGGCUGACCCGUGCCAAGAUGGCUCGCCUACGUCAUCAGUUUUGCCAUAGGCCCUUUUGGGCUGCGGCACUAGACACCUUAAACACCAGAUAAUUAAGUAAGUAUUAUUGCUGUAGUUUUAUACAACAUUUUAUCAAAUUUCAAUGUAAAAGCAAUGUAGUCAAUUAAUUUUACAACCCAAAAGCUUUUAAGCAUGAUUAUUACUGUGGUGUGUCUGAUAAUGAGUUUGACUCAAUUAUCAGGGGCGCCAAUCAGAAAUAAAUCAGGGAUUAAAGGCAUUUUUUUAGUUUUUAAACUUAUUUUGGCGGAUAUAGCGAUGUAUGAUAUGCUGACUUCAAAAGAAAACUUUCACAAGUCACAGAGCUCAGUUGAGGUAAUUAAUCCAAUUGAUGGCAAAUUAGCAGAAAUAUUAAAUAACGCCAUGAAAUUAGCUUCAAAUGCCAAUGACAAAGAUCUUAUGAGCGAAAUUAGUUUGUAUUUUAAAUCAGUAUGCUACAAAAGCCCUUAUGAAAUUGAGCCAGAUGAAAAAAUUGAAGACAAAAGAGAUGAAGCUGCAAGCUUAAUCGGCUGGAAUUUUAGUUUGAAGCUAGAUGAAACUUCCCACCCAAUUGAUCCUCAAGACAUUGUUCCUGAGGCUUUUCAUAGCUCUAGAAAUCAAGAUCUCGAUCAAUUAGAAACAUUUGAAUUUGAUAUUUUCAAGUUCAUGAAUAAAAUGGCAUUCGGGUCAAGUGAAAUUAGCUCCGUUAAUUUUUUAUCCCUCAAGCAAUUUUAUUAUGAAGUUAGGUUUUCUUCUGAGAACUUCUAUGCAGCAAUAGCAGUUUAACUCUGGGAGAUAAGCUGAGGCACUGCUCCAAUUACUUCAAGAGGCUCAAAGUUUUACCUCUCAGCACAUAGAGGAAGGUGACCCUUAGGCGGAACACGCGCAGGAACUGAGCCAAGGAAGGCAAGGCAACGCAGCCCGUCGAAGCCGGAUCGCUGUUUUUGCCCAUGCCAGAGUGCAACAAAGUGGAUCGAUUCAGAGGUCCAUGGACCCGACACGUGGACAAAUAUGGUGGCAGCUCUGGAAACGGCUACCCCGCAGUGGACGUUAAACGUUAUAAACUUAAUAAGAUAAGAUAAGAUAUUUUCAGGUUCAAUGAAGAAAACAAUCACAAUGGCUUACAAAUAAUUAUGAAUCACCUUUUUAAUAAAUUCGAUUUGUUCAAUUCUCUUAAUAUUCCUCAAAAACAAUUCAGAAAAUUCAUUCUAAGAAUUCAAUCUGGUUACAAAUCAGAAAAUGCUUAUCAUAAUUCAACUCAUGCAGCAGACGUCGUUCAAGCUUUCCACUUUUUGCUGCAUAAUUUUGACGCUAAAGAAAUUUGCAAUUUUUCACUAGCAGAAAUAGCCAUUUGCUAUAUAAGUGCUUCAAUUCACGAUUAUCAGCAUCCAGGGUUGACAAAUUUUUUUUUAAUUAAUACACAGCACAAGUUGGCUAUGCUUUAUAAUGACACAGCUGUGCUCGAAAAUUUCCAUGUAUCAUCUGCUUUUAACUUGAUAAUGAAGCCUAGUACAAAUAUUUUCGUAGAUAUGGAUCCAGCAUCAAUUAAACUAUUUCGGUCAAAAAUCAUUAGUUUAGUCCUUGCGACUGAUAUGAGCAAGCACUUCGAAGAAAUAAAUCGCUUUGAAAAUUUAAUUAAAUCACAAGAAAUUGCUUCUGAAGGAGGAAAAAGCACAAUGAUGGAACUGCUUAUGCAUUUUUGUGAUAUAAGCAAUGUUUUUCGACCUUAUGAAAUUUGCCGCAAAUGAGCUGAACUAAUUAGCCAAGAGUUUUUCUUGCAAGGAGACCAAGAAAAAGAGCUUGGAAUUCUACUAUCUCCUACUUGUGACAGAAAUAAUGUUAUCAUUCCAAAAGCACAGCUCAGCUUUAUAGCGAAUUUUAUUGAUCCUUUCCUUAACCCUAUGAAAACAGUUUUCCCGAAAUUUGAAAAUCUUGUAGUGUUAUUGGAUAAAAAUAAAGAAGAAUUGCAAAAGAGUUUGGCUGAGAGCUCUGGAAUUUAA
Messenger RNA from Blepharisma stoltei, 2537 nucleotides. The record is from the annotation of a GenBank genome assembly. NCBI's taxonomy places the organism in Eukaryota, Ciliophora, Heterotrichea, Heterotrichida, Blepharismidae.